Polypterus senegalus (gray bichir) is the source of this 1512-nucleotide messenger RNA. Its product is annotated as CD209 antigen-like protein C. The transcript is spliced from 6 exons. The record is from RefSeq and is a predicted model, not a curated record. The coding region runs from base 18 to 881 and encodes 287 amino acids. Lineage: Eukaryota; Metazoa; Chordata; Cladistia; Polypteriformes; Polypteridae.
UUCUUUAGACCGCAGUGAUGAUGGAGAUGAACAACUGGGACCACGAUUGUGAAAAUGUCUAUGAGAAUUAUAACUAUUCCUGUCAGAAAAAUUCUGAAGAACAGCACAAGGCUCCGGAACAACAUGCAAGUCCAGACAACAAAUGCCAUCUGUUCAAGUUGGUCCUUCUGCUCCUCUUAUGUGUUUUGCUCAUAGCUGCCAUCACCAUCCUGACUGCAUAUUAUUUUAUAGUCCUUAAUGACAAGGAGCAAAAGCUUGAAGCGCUAAAGAGUGAGUAUUACAACUUGAGCAGUAACUUCAGUGACCUUUUGGAAAGUCAUUCCACCUUGCAGUCAAAAUUUCAAAUUCUAAAUGAAAGUCAUGCCACCCUGCAGUCAAAAUACAAAAUUCUACAUAAAGAACAAACUGAAAUGUCAGUAAAUUUAACAGAACUGAAUAAAGAAUGCCUUGUGAGGAAGUCAUCUCUGGAAAGCAGCUGCCAUGUAUGCAAAAAGGGCUGGGUACAGCUAAAUUCAAAAUGCUACUACUUCUCCACCAAUAAACAGACAUGGCAGUCGAGCCGCGAUCAUUGCAGAACAUUGGGUGGGCAUCUGGUGAUUAUAGAAAAUGCAAUGGAACAGGUAUUUUUAGAAAAUAAAAUUAACAUCAUAGGAGAAACAAACUAUUGGAUUGGCCUGACUGAUCUGGCAAACCAAGGACAAUACAUCUGGUUGGAUAACAGACCUUUAGACCCAAAACAAAGCUUCUGGCACAGUAGCCAACCUAAUAGUAAAAAUGAACACUGUGUGCAGAUUGCAUCAGAAGAAAAGUGGCACGACUUCCCCUGUGAAAUUCCAACAAAAAUGAUCUGUGAGAUCGAUGCAACGAUGGUUAACAUCUAAAGCAGAAGGUGGAAAUGCAGACAUGUCAUCGAGCAUUAUGAGAAUCACUUCAGUAGCAACUCACUGCCGCUGUCGCCUUGUCAUAGAAUUGGAAGAAGAAACACCACAUUGUGCUCAAUAAUGACUUGCAUUGGCCAUACUUUAAUGUUCUAUGAAUGCUAAUUUUCACCUGAAAGAACAUAACGAUACCCUAAUUUUUUGGAAAAUCUUUCUGUUUUUAAUUUUUUUCCUUUUUUAAUUAAGCAAAGCAUGUCUUGUACUAUGAUACAAAUCUACUUGUUGUUAAAAUUGCAGAUGUCAAAGGAAAUUAAAACCAUAUAAACAGCCUUGGAAGAAUAUCAAAGUAGUCCAAAAACUGACAUACAUUUGCAUGUUCUUUACAUUUAAAUGGCAAUACUAUGUUUUUAUUAGCAAAAUUGUUAAGAUAUCAGAAAUUUUAAAGAGACAAAAAUGAACUGUGAAUUUUGCCCUAGCAUUUGGAGGUGUUGUACUAAGGAUAGGACUAGCAAGCUUUGUUGGGCACAAUGGACUGUUCUUGUCCUGAUUUUUCAAAAGAUUUGCUGUGAUUGAACUUGAACAUUAGUCAGCAAAUAAACAAAAACAAGUUACAAUAAAUCUGUUAUAGCACUGA